This is a messenger RNA of Pungitius pungitius (ninespine stickleback), 1704 nucleotides long. Its product is annotated as 5-hydroxytryptamine receptor 3A-like. The transcript has 9 exons. The coding region runs from base 1 to 1443 and encodes 480 amino acids. Gene Ontology annotation, molecular function: acetylcholine-gated monoatomic cation-selective channel activity; serotonin-gated monoatomic cation channel activity. The record is from RefSeq and is a predicted model, not a curated record. Gene Ontology annotation, cellular component: plasma membrane; neuron projection; synapse. NCBI's taxonomy places the organism in Eukaryota, Metazoa, Chordata, Actinopteri, Perciformes, Gasterosteidae. Gene Ontology annotation, biological process: signal transduction; regulation of membrane potential; nervous system process.
AUGGGUCAGUCUAAGAGAAGAAUCAGCAUCAUCUUGGGUUUGCUCUUAAUGUCAGGUUUCUGGUUGUGUUCAGUGUCUCUAUGUUGCAGUAAACUGUCCUGUAAAGCAGGCCAUAGUGGUCCAACCCAUGAGUCCAUCCAGGCUGUGUUUAACCUGGAACCCUUCCGGCCAGCAGUUAACCUCAGCAAUCCCACCAUAGCUAACAUCUCCUUCACCCUCUAUGCUGUCCUGGGGGUGAAUGAGAAAACCCAAAUACUCACUACGUUCUUGUGGCUGAGACAGUACUGGCAGCAUGAGUUCCUGGUUUGGGACCCGGAUGAGUGUGACGGUGUCACCAAGAUUUCGCUCCCUGUGAAGAAUCUCUGGUCUCCAGACAUCAUAGUUUAUGAGUUCGUGGAUGACGAUGUUUCCCAAGCUUGCCCUUACGUCUACGUCAACCACACAGGUCACAUCCGCUGGGACAGGAUGCUUCGGCUUGUCUCCGCCUGCAACCUGAAGAUCUUCAGUUUUCCUUUCGACAUGCAGAAUUGCUCAUUUACUUUCGGCUCCUAUAUGCAUACUAUAAGGGACGUGAGGCUCAGUCCAGCUUUGAGCUUUCAGGAGAUGUCUCGAAACUCAAAGCGUUACCUGGAAGCCAGUGGGGAGUGGGAACUGGUGGACAUACUGGGAGAGGCCUCCAUCCUUCAGUUUGGGGUCGACGAAUGGGACAUCAUCACCUUCUGGGUGGUAAUAAAGCGGCGGCCGGUGCUCUACGUGGUCAAUCUGCUGAUCCCAAGCUCCUUCCUCAUGCUCAUCGACAUCCUGUCCUUCUACCUGCCCCCCCACAGUGUGGACCGCGCCUCCUUCAAGAUGACUCUCAUCCUGGGCUACACCGUCUUCCUGCUCAUCAUGAACGACCUGCUGCCCAGCACGGCCAACGGCACACCCAUCAUAGGUAUCUAUUUCUCCGUGUGCCUGGCCCUCAUGGUCAUCAGCCUAUUGGAGACGGUCGUCAUAACGAAUGUCCUCCACAAUAACACCAUGAAAUAUAAAGAGGUUCCAAGCUGGGUAAGGGUUGUUGUCCUCAAGCACAUAGCCAACCUCAUCUGCUACCAAUGGCCGGAGCGUGACAAGGCCCCCGCUACAUCACAGAAGGAUGAACCUGAAAUUUUAAAUGGGGACUCUGGGGUGUGGAUUGUCCAACCAGCCAGCCGGACGCCUGCACAGGACCAAAGCAGCAGCCUAGGUGCAGCUGCUCUGCCUGAACUGCAACAGAUCUGUCGAUACCUGGGAGACCUUCAUGACCACCUCACCUCAAUGCACAAGGAGAGCGAGCUGCAGGACCAGUGGUGCCAUGUGGGAUAUGUCCUCGACUUCCUGCUCUUCCGCAUCUAUCUGCUGCUCAUCUCCUGUUACGCGAUGGUCAUCAUCUCAAUGUGGUGCGUCUGGAUCAGCCAGUCCUAAGGGAGCGAUUUAGGGACAAUUCAUAAGGUAGUCCAAGUAACACAUGAAAACAAAAACAAUCUGUGUAGGUAGAAGAUACAACAAUGUCAAUGUUGUUAAUGAGUCAAUGUUUAGUUUUAGUUUCACAAGGCAGCACCAAACCUAACCUUUUUCUUUGUAUACGAUAGUCAGAGUGAAUCCUCGAUUCUGAUUGGCUGCAGGGUGGAUGUUUAAUUUGUAAUGAUGGACACAUUUUGGGGCUGUUCUAAUAAAGUAAAUUAA